This is a messenger RNA of Phanerochaete carnosa HHB-10118-sp, 1395 nucleotides long. RefSeq lists its product as uncharacterized. The transcript is spliced from 4 exons. The record is from RefSeq and is a predicted model, not a curated record. Gene Ontology annotation, biological process: protein polyubiquitination; ubiquitin-dependent protein catabolic process; positive regulation of proteasomal ubiquitin-dependent protein catabolic process. NCBI's taxonomy places the organism in Eukaryota, Fungi, Basidiomycota, Agaricomycetes, Polyporales, Phanerochaetaceae. Gene Ontology annotation, molecular function: ubiquitin conjugating enzyme binding; zinc ion binding; ubiquitin protein ligase activity. The coding region runs from base 1 to 1302 and encodes 433 amino acids. Gene Ontology annotation, cellular component: ubiquitin ligase complex; cytoplasm.
AUGUCUACCCCGACAGCAGACACUCUCGAGCUUAUCGCCUCUUUGGCCCUGCUCGACAUCGACCGCGUGGAAGGCUCUCGGAAGGGCAAAGAGCAAGAUGGCGCUCCGUUGACCGACGAAGAGCUGGCCUUUCAGCUGUUCGCUGAGGAGGCCAACUCGUUGCUCGUUGCAUCUCGGGACGCCAUCUUAGCGAAGAGCAUCGACAGUGCCCUACGCACCGAUCGAGCAUUAUUGCACACGUAUGCGGCCACGGAGGCUCGGGAGGCCAGAGACAGAAACAUGGCCUUCUCGCUGUCUGGGCAGCCGCCUCCAUCUGCGCCUGUGUACUCUGCUCCUGGCAGUCCCACCGUUCGUCUCACCGAACUAGUUGACAACUUGACUCUGUACCCUAGUGAUGAUGAAGACAACUCUGCCGCACAGUCAUCUUCAAGUCGGAUGGGAAUCUCACGAGCACCAGCUGCAAAAGCUACACCUCAGACCACCCACGACUGUGUCAUCUGUACCGAUCCUAUUCGAGGGCCAGAAGUCCGCGCACCCUGCGGCCACUACUACGAUGCUUCCUGCCUUGUGGAGCUCUUCCGCGGUGCAACAGUAGACGAAUCGCUGUAUCCACCCAGAUGCUGCAACCGACAGUUCGUCUUGCAAGACGUCCGUCGCUUCCUUGGGGAGGGAUUGUACAAGUCUUUCCAGGCCAAAGCGCUCGAGUUCGGCACCGCCAACCGGGUUUACUGCCAUCGUCCCACGUGCUCAGCUUUCCUCGGCGCCACAACAUCCGAACCCACCGCGUACUGGUGCCCGAAAUGCCUAUCGCAUACUUGCGGACAAUGCAAGCAGGCAGGCCAUUUCCCCCGCCUGUGCGAUACAGAACGCGACCGCGAGGUCCUCGCCCUCGCCGAGCAGGAAGGCUGGCGACGGUGCCCCGGUUGCAGUCACCUUGUCGAGCUCGAGGUUGGGUGUUAUCACAUGACCUGUCGCUGCCGCAGGCAAUUCUGCUACGUAUGUGGAGCGAAUUGGAAGACAUGCGGGUGCCCGCAAUGGGAAGAGCGUCGUCUUCUCAACGCCGCCGCCGUCCGCGUAGAGAGACAAAUCCCUCGGGCCGCGCCAGCAGCUGUCUUUGGCCGCCUGGUUCGUGAAGAAGCUGAGCGGUUGAGGACAAAUCACGAGUGUCGGCACACAUACUGGAAGUACCGGUCUGGCGGAGGUCGGUGCGAGAGCUGCUCCUUCAUGCUGCCGCAAUAUCUCUUUCGCUGCACGGGUUGUCAGAUGCUAGCGUGCAACCGUUGCAGGCGGAAUCGGCUGUAGACAUCCUGGGAUUUCCUGUAAAUUCGAACUCAUGUCGUCGUGGUCUGCUUUGCCUUGCUGAAACGUGUCACCCUAAAGAUUCCAUUGUUCUGG